Ziziphus jujuba (common jujube) is the source of this 1242-nucleotide messenger RNA. Its product is annotated as lignin-forming anionic peroxidase-like. The record is from RefSeq and is a predicted model, not a curated record. Gene Ontology annotation, molecular function: heme binding; peroxidase activity. The transcript is spliced from 3 exons. Lineage: Eukaryota; Viridiplantae; Streptophyta; Magnoliopsida; Rosales; Rhamnaceae. Gene Ontology annotation, biological process: hydrogen peroxide catabolic process; response to oxidative stress. The coding region runs from base 80 to 1045 and encodes 321 amino acids.
CUAUCUUUUUCCUUACCAUCUCAUUGUUUUUCCUUUCCCAUCCAAAGCAAAAUUUUCCAAAGAAACAAACAUCUAAAUAAUGGCCUCCCGUGCAAUAUUUGUCCCCGCUGCUUUGUUCCUUCUACUUCUUUUCAGCACAACAUGCAAAGCCCAACUAUCCUCUUCCUUCUAUGAAUCUACAUGUCCAAAUGCCCUCGCUACCAUCCGAAAUUCCAUUAGAGCUGCAAUUUCCCGAGAACGUCGGAUGGCAGCUUCUCUCAUCCGCCUUCAUUUUCAUGACUGCUUUGUUCAGGGUUGUGAUGCAUCAAUUUUGCUUAAUGGAACUUCUACUAUUAGAAGUGAAAUGGAAGCAGGACCCAAUAGGAAUUCAGCAAGAGGCCACCAAGUGAUUGAUGCUGCAAAAUUGGAGGUCGAGAAAAUAUGCCCUGGUGUUAUAUCUUGUGCUGAUAUCCUUUCAGUCGCCGCAAGAGAUGCAUCUGUUGCUGUGGGAGGUCCAUCAUGGACAGUGAAGCUUGGAAGAAGAGAUUCAACUACAGCAAAUCCGGACAAGGCUAACAGUGAUCUUCCUAGCUUCAGAGAUGGUGUUGAUAGACUUAUAUCUAGAUUUGCUGACAAAGGCCUCAGUGCAAGAGACAUGGUUGCCUUGUCAGGAUCACAUACAAUGGGACAAGCUCAAUGUGUCACAUUCCGUGACAGAAUUUACAACAAUGCUAGCGACAUUGAUGCUGGUUUUGCCAGCACUCGAAGACGCGGUUGCCCUGCUAACCAAGGCGAUGGUAAUUCCAAUUUGGCUCCGCUUGAUUUGGUGACACCGAAUCAAUUGGACAAUAAUUACUUCAAGAACUUGAUUCAGAAGAAGGGUCUUCUUGAAUCUGAUCAAGUUCUCUUCAGCGGAGGAUCAACGGACAGCAUUGUUUCAGAGUACAGUAGCAACCCUUCAAAAUUUCUGUCUGACUUUGCAUCUGCCAUGGUUAAAAUGGGAGAUAUUGAGCCUCUCACUGGUUCUGCUGGACAGAUAAGAAGGAUUUGCAGCGCUGUUAACUAAAAUUCUAGCCUCUGCCAGGAAAUAUUAUUUCAUUUAUAUCUUAUUAAGCAUUUGUUUGUUAAAAAGAACAAUAAAUAGACACCAGGAUUGUCUAUAAUUUUUAAUUUUCACUUCCAUCAAUUGUAAACAAUUAUGAGAUCAAUUUUAAUGUAUUACUUUAUUUCAAGUUUUUCAAACAAAGAUAGGAAAAAAAAAAA